AAAACACCUAGGAGUUCUACGGAGAUGAGUACUCUGUUCAAAAUGGCGAUGAAAGGUAAAUGGAAAGAGGUUGAAGAGCUUUGCCGGGACAAUCUCGAUCUUCUUAAACGGAAAAUCACAAAAACAGGUGCCACAGCACUGCAUGUGGCCAUCACUGAAAAGCAACUUGACACCGUUAGAGAACUUGUGACGCUGAUUAAAAGGGAGGACAAGAAGGAAGCACUUAGAGUUACAACCGACAAAGGCGAUACGCCUCUCCAUCAAGCAGCAUCAAUGGGCAGUCAGCUUAUGUGCAAAUGGAUGGUGGAAGCUGAUCCCACUUUAAUUGGUUAUCGGAACAGUAAGGGAGAAACCCCUCUCUUCUUGGCCGCUUCAUAUGGAAAGACUGGAGCUUUUCUCUACUUACACAGUGUCUGUGAAAGCAUUGAAGACGGCUAUUCUUAUUCCAGAAGGGCAGAUGGUUACACUACACUGCACUCUGCAAUAGAAGGGGAAUUUAUGGAUUUGGCAUAUGGUAUAAUUCUAUUGUAUGAAGAUCUUGUCGAUUCUGUAAAUGAAAAUGGUGAUACCGCUCUCCAUCUUUUGGCCAACAAACCUGCUGCUUUUAAAAGUGGUAACAAACUUGGAUGGUUCAGCAGAAUCAUUUAUGAAUGUCUAUCUGUGGAGCUGUACCUGGACGAUAAAUUCCCUUCGGAAGACAAAUCAUAUGAUAGCAGUGAUACAUCUGUGGACAGUACUGUCACUCAAGAAAUCCCUAACUUACCAAACGUAGAAGCAGCUGACUUAGAGAAGCAAGCAACAACAUCCAAUAAUAAAGACGUCCAAAGUAAAGCUUCACAAGACAAAUCAUAUGAUAGCAGUGAUACAUCUGUGGACAGUACUGUCACUCAAGAAAUCCCUAACUUACCAAACGUAGAAGCAGCUGACUUAGAGAAGCAAGCAACAACAUCCAAUAAUAAAGACGUCCAAAGUAAAGCUUCACAAGACAAAUCAUAUGAUAGCAGUGAUACAUCUGUGGACAGUACUGUCACUCAAGAAAUCCCUAACUUACCAAACGCAGAAGCAGCUGACUUAGAGAAGCAAGCAACAACAUCCAAUAAUAAAGACGUCCAAAGUAAAACUUCACAAGAGAGUGAGAAAGUAAUGGAAAAAAGAUCCAUUUUCCGUGACUGUAUCGGAUUUUGUGCCAAAGAAACAUUGGGUCUUAUUGAAGCAGUAACUCCGUGUAUGAGGAUAAAGAUACGCAUUGAAGACAUACGAGAAAUAAGAAAGAAGCAUGAAUGGAGUGUCAAACUCAUGGAUAAACUCCUAGAAUUUGCAUCUAUCUAUGAGUACGUAGACCCUACAGAGGGAGACGAAGACCAGCCAUUCGAUGUUUCAAAAGAGUAUCUAGAACCUGAACAAGGACACCACAUGGACGAGGUCACCUCAUCCAAAGUUUUGCAAAAAUGGGAGAAGGAGGGGAAAAUCAAAGCGGGAAAACUAGAAUCAAAGGAAUCAGCAAUAUUAAUUGCAGCCAAAAAUGGAAUAGAAGAAAUAGUGACGAGCAUCCUUGAAGAUUAUCCAGUGGCCAUUAAUGACAGGGACGCACGUAAGAAGAAUAUAUUGAUAUUGGCAGCAGAGAAUAGGGAUUUUAAUUUAUUUAACUUCUUGAUCAACAAGAACUUCGUGAAUGAAAGUAUCGCUUGGCAAAUGGAUGACGAAGGGAACACGGUUUUGCAUGCGACCGCAUUCCACAAUAAACUUAAGCUCUGGCCAGUUCAUGGAGCUGCAGCACAGAUGCAGUGGGAAAUCAAAUGGUUCGAGUAUGUGAAAUCCUCAAUGCCUUGUGGCACCUUCUAUCCACGAAACUACAAAGGACAGAGCGCAGAGGAGAUUUUUACCGAAACGCACGAGGCACUGGUUAAGAAAGGAGCAAAUUGGCUGGUCAAAACCUCAGAAUCGAUCUCUGUGGCGGCGACUGUUGUUGCUGGAGUCGUAUUUGCCACCUCGUCUUCCAUCCCAGACGGUCUUGAUGAGAAAACCGGCAAACCCAAACUGGAAAAACAGGUGGCUUUCCAAGUUUUCUCCAUCUCAUCGUUGCUGGCGCUCUGUUUUUCGGUCACGGCUUUGACCAUGUUCCUGGUCAUCCUCACAUCAGGCUUCAGAGAAAGAGAUUUCCGCAGAGACCUUCCUUUGAAGCUUAUAUUUGGUCUGACGUCACUUUUCAUUUCCAUAACCUCCAUGUUGGUUUCUUUUACAUCUGGCCAUUCUUUGAUGACGGAAGGUAAAUUCAGAUAUGCCGUCUUUCCCGUUUAUGCCGUGGCUUGCCUUCCCAUUUCUAUUUUCGCCGUCGCCCAGUUUCCCUUGUAUCUUGAUCUUCUCCGGACUAAUUUCAAAAGUCGGUUUGAUUUCUUCCCUUUAAACUUAUUAAAUCACCUCAGCUGGGUAUGGAAGUUAAUCAGCGUCUACCUGAAUCCAAGGAGAACAAAAAAGUCUGAAAACGAAAAUUGAUGACCAUUACCAAUGAGGAGGACCUAUAUAAAU
This is a messenger RNA of Ziziphus jujuba (common jujube), 2526 nucleotides long. RefSeq lists its product as uncharacterized. The record is from RefSeq and is a predicted model, not a curated record. The coding region runs from base 25 to 2493 and encodes 822 amino acids. NCBI's taxonomy places the organism in Eukaryota, Viridiplantae, Streptophyta, Magnoliopsida, Rosales, Rhamnaceae. Gene Ontology annotation, molecular function: protein binding. The transcript is spliced from 13 exons.